CCUCUAUCCAAUGCUUUGCUCAUGAGGCUGCAGUUCUAUUUGGGAAGUUGGCAGCUCGCGACAAGCUCUUUACUCUCACGCUCGCAGUUCGACUCUGGAAUUAUGAGCAGAGCUGGUCAAACCUGUACCUUGUUUUGAAAUGUAUUCCCAGAGAAUUGAGACCAUGGAGAUUGGCAUCCGUAUCCUCAUUGUGUUCCUCGUCUCACAGGUUGUCCAUAUUGGAGCCCAGAAGGAGGGGGAGGAGGGAUGUGUGCCUGGCUUCCAGGUGAAGGAGUACCAGGUGGAGUACAACGGAGGUUUCCAGAAGGACCAUCCUCUCACACAAGUGUUCUUUGAUGACUGUGCGGGGAAUGAGGGCUUGGCGUUCGAGGUGUCCCACCCGGACUUCCAGGUGGACGAGGAGAUGAACCUGGUGGCCAGACGAGACGUGAUGGACAGCGGCACUGUCAUGUUUAUCCACGGGGUCAACGAGCAGGCUGAUGACAUGGCACAGGUGGACAUUGUCGGAGCUCCACCUAGAUCUCCUCAAACACUCAGGGAGAUCCUUGGCCUUGGACAGAUCCAGCCCUACAGAUCGAAGAGAGCCUUGUUCGCCCCUCGCAUGCAUGUCAAUGAGAACAUGGAGCCGCCCUUCCCCAAAGUCAUUGGCACGGUGAUUUCGCCGGGGAUGGAGAAUGACCACAUCUUCCAUAUGACUGGGUCCGGUGCUGACCAGGACCCCAAGGGUGUGUUCACCAUCAACAGGGUGACCGGAGAGGUGUCCGUCAGCCAAGAGCUCGACAGAGAGGCCAUCAGAUCCUACACGCUGGAGGUGUCUGUGACAGACCUGAGUGGGAAGCUGGUGGAGGGUCCUGUAGCCCUGCUGGUGGACGUCAACGACCAGAAUGACAACAGGCCCAUCUUCAAGGAGACCCGCUACGCUGGGGAGGUGCUGGAGGGCUCACCUACAGGAACGGUGGUGAUGACGAUGACAGCAGAGGAUGCUGAUGACCCCAGGUUGCAGAACGCGGUGCUACGUUACAACAUCGUGAGGCAGUCGCCCGAUAAACCCUCGCCCAACAUGUUCUACAUCAACCCAGAGAGCGGCAACAUUGUCACUGUGAUCUCCCCCACGCUGCUGGACAGAGAGACGCUGCCCACCACGCAGUACGAACUGGAGAUUGUAGCCCAAGACAUGAAGGGAAGAGACGUGGGACUGACCGGAACAGCCACGGCAACCAUCACCAUCACAGACAAGAACGACCACGCCCCAGAGUUCACCCACUCACUGUUCCAGGCCAAUGUGGACGAGGGCUCCACAGGUGUGGCUGUCAACCUGACGGUGGAUGACAGAGAUGACCCAGCGACGGGGGCGUGGCGAGCUAUUUACUCCAUCAUCAACGGUGACCCCACUCAGAACUUCGAAAUCCAAACCAACCCCGACAACAACGAGGGCAUGCUCUCUGUUGUCAAGCCUCUGGACUAUGAGAGUGUAGUGUUCCACACGCUGCUGAUCAAGGUGGAGAACGAGGACCCCCUGGUGCCAGAUGUGGGCUACGGCUCCAGCUCUACGGCCACCGUACACAUCACUGUCCUGGACGUCAACGAGGGGCCCGUCUUCUUUCCCGACCCCCUCCAGGUCACUAAGAUGGAGAACAUCCCCCUGGGAAGUUUUGUGGCCUUGCUCAACGCCACCGACCCAGACGUUCUCCAAUCACAGAGCAUCAGGUUUGCGGUCCUGAGAGACCCGGCUAACUGGCUCAGCGUGAACCCGGUCAGAGGCACGGUGAACACCUCCGCCAAUCUGGACCGCGAGUCGCCUUACGUUCACGACAACAAAUACACCGCCAUCUUUAUGGCCACAGACAAUGGUAGUCGCCCAGCCUCUGGUACUGGCACUCUGGUCAUCCACCUGGAGGACUACAAUGACAAUGCUCCCUACGUGCACCCAUCUGUGGUACGGGUGUGUGAAGACACCAAGGACAGUGUGGUGAUCGUGGGGGGAAGGGACAGGGACAUCCACCCCAACGCUGGGCCCUUUAAGAUCGAGCUGGGGAAGCAGCCAGGGCUGGAGAAGACGUGGAAGGUCUCCAGGGUCAACAACACACAUGCCCAGAUCAUGCUGCUACAGAGUAUGAAGAGGGCCAACUACCAGUUACCUCUGGUGGUGACAGACUCUGGCCUGCCUCCACUCUCCAACAGCACCGAGAUCAAGGUCCAAGUGUGCACCUGUAAGAAGAACAGAAUGGACUGCAGCAGUGCUGACUCUGUAUGCUCCAACCUGAUGAUGCUGCUGGCUCUAGUCCUGCUCUCCCUAUUCUGCCUGUAAAUUGUGAUGAAACCUACUGUAGUCCACUUGCAACACUGAAGAGAAACAACAUAUCUCACCUACGCCAUCAAGCCUAAGGAGAGAAGACCUCUCACCAUAACUAAAACAACUAGCAAACAAUUACACAAAAACACAAUUCAGACUGGCCCUCUGUGGUAUUAAGCUUCGUGGGUUUCCCCACAUUAUCUUACCCAGCCCCCCCCCCCCCCCCCCCCCCCCAUUCCACACCAGCUUUUAGUUACCUCCCUUCACCUCUACCCCACCCCUCUCUCCGUCCACUACCGCCCCUAGCUCUGUUCCACCUCCCCUGAACAGUUGUCCUUGCCACUGGUCUUCUCCCUCGCCCAUCCUUCUCCCACCCCUCGCCCGCCCGUCUCCUCCGUCCAUCUCUGUGGGUUCUGUUGUCACGGACACCACCGCCUGAAUGGACUCUUUUGCUGGGCAAGGAAACACUGCAUAGUCUGAGCUACUGGAUACUGGAUGGGGAACAGCAUUGACUUUUUGAUGUAUUACUUUAUUUUCUCGUCACAGACGAGUGUAUUUGAUCUUGUUUCCUACUGUAAUGAGAGAAAAAAAACUGUUUUUGUCUGCAGUGGUUGUGGUUAGGGCAAGGUGGUAGCCAUAAGCCUUCUCAAGUCAGAAGUUUCUGGAGUCUUUUUUGAUUCGUUCUGUUUCUAUUGCAUUAGUUGUCAUGGAGUGGAAAACAAUAUAUCUUUAUAGUAACGGUGUGAAACUUACAAAAAAGUACACUAUAUAUAUUUUAUUUUUUACCAUUGUACAAAUAUAUUAAUUAACUUAUGUAUUUGGACUGCCGGCUCUCAAUUACCCCCACAGAAAAAAGAGAAACAUUUUUGUGGACUUUAGGCACUAUUUCUAAUGCUAUCGAUGUGUUUUACUAUUUUUAAUGUACAUCUCCAGUUUUUUGAGAAUCUGUGAUUAAUUUUAAUCUGGAGUCUUGAAUUGCUUUGCUGAUUAGAAAUCUGUCUGCCUUGUGUUACAUGGUUUUGUUUCUCUGACACUAGUACCGCCUCCCCCUGAGUCACACAAAGAGGUCAAGGAAGGCUAGUGAAUUGGUGGUUCGUUUUUUUGCACUCGUAAAAAAAAUGGUGUGUGUGGGUUUGUGUGGAAGACCCCAUGAGUCACGAUAAAGCAAGAAAAAUGUGACAUUUUGAGUGAGUUAUGUCUGUCUUUUGCACUAAUUUAAUAAAGCCGUUACUGUAAUUCCCA
Messenger RNA from Salvelinus fontinalis (brook trout), 3535 nucleotides. RefSeq names its product cadherin 13, H-cadherin (heart) (gene cdh13). Gene Ontology annotation, cellular component: adherens junction; plasma membrane; catenin complex. Lineage: Eukaryota; Metazoa; Chordata; Actinopteri; Salmoniformes; Salmonidae. Bases 140 to 2308 code for a protein of 722 amino acids. The transcript is spliced from 14 exons. Gene Ontology annotation, biological process: adherens junction organization; sprouting angiogenesis; cell morphogenesis. Gene Ontology annotation, molecular function: calcium ion binding; cadherin binding. The record is from RefSeq and is a predicted model, not a curated record.